This is a messenger RNA of Saccostrea cuccullata (small rock oyster), 1746 nucleotides long. RefSeq lists its product as uncharacterized. Bases 685 to 1089 code for a protein of 134 amino acids. The transcript is spliced from 4 exons. Lineage: Eukaryota; Metazoa; Mollusca; Bivalvia; Ostreida; Ostreidae. The record is from RefSeq and is a predicted model, not a curated record.
GUACAGUAGAUCAACACAUUCAUACGAUUGUUAUGGUUAAAAGAUGUGCAUUCGGACUUUGCAACAGUGACAGUCGGUAUCCGGCCCGGAAUGAGGGGGUGAUAUUUUACCCAUUCCCUAAACCUAAAACAAAUAUUGACAAAUGUCGACGGUGGAUCAAGGCGUGUAAUCGUCCCCACAAACAACUCAACGUCGACAGCAUAACAAAAAACACUUAUGUCUUCUCCAAGGUAUGUUCAAUUAUGUUGUUAAUAUUGAUCGUAGCAUACAAAUUUACGCUCUUAUAAAUGAUUUUGCGUAUUUAAACAGAAGUUACGCAUAGGCCAAUAUGUUAAUUGUUAGCAAAAUCGGCCAGAAUUUCCUUUGCUGUUUUUGAACAUCGUCUGUCAUGUCCCCAAUUAUUUUAAAAUAUAUCGCACAUGCCGGGGCUACUGCCUGAAUAAAAUGUGUUUUAUAGUGUAUUAAAGAGGUUAACAUGCAUUUCACAUCAUAACCCUCGAGAAGUGAAAAUUUUGCAUACGAUUUCACUUAAGUAAUUUUGUCAGUACCUAUAUACAUAUUUGGUAGAUCCCUGUUUAUACGUAUAUCUUUGAACUCCUAAAGAAUAAUUUAGAAUAUGUGUUUAUCUGAAAAAUUGUUUGUUAACAUGGUUAAGAGUCAUGCUAUAUUUGAUUGCAGCACUUUAUGAAUGGCUGUGGUCCUACACCAACAUAUCCUGACCCCAUUCCUCUGACUUCCAGCACAUCCAAGCCAUCUAGACCCCCACCAAGGAACAGGGGAAUCUUCAACAAACAGUCAAGUGAAUCAGAAAAUCAUGAAGACCCUGAUAAUCAAUGUGAAGAAUCUUCUCAGCAUGUUACUGCCACUGGUGUGUCAACUUGCUCUCAAACUGAGGAAAAAUGGGUUGAACCUAUGGAUGUUUUACUACUGGCUGCUGAAAACAAGAACAUUUUGGAGGAAAAUAGAAGCUUAAAUGAUUUGGAGAGCUUUCCAUCUGGCCUCACAGAAAUGUCAUCAAAGAAAAUAUGCCACCCAAAUUUAAAGAAGAAUUUCCGACAACUUUUGGUAUUCUUGACUGCACAGAAAUAAAAAUCAACAAACCAUCAUCUCUUAAGGCCCAAUCACAAACCUACAGUGACUAUAAAAGCUGCAAUACUAUGAAAGGUUUAGUAGUGUGUGAUCCAAGGGGUUCAGUUACAUUUGCUUCCAUGUUACUUAGUGGCGGUAUAUCUGACAAGGAUAUUUUUGUUCGAUCGAAGUUUGAAGACAUGCUCAAAGACUUGUUGGAUGAGGGUUACCUACUCCAAGGAGAUGGACUCAUGGCAGAUAAAGGAUUUAACAUUGAAGAGGAAGUAAAGAAAUGUGGGCUGCAAUUAAACAUACCACCCUUUGCAACCAUUGGAAAACAAAUGACCAAGAGUGAUGCUUUACUAACCAAGAAAAUAGCUAAACAUAGAGUUCACGUUGAAAGAGCUAUUGAGAGAAUCAAACGUUUUAAAAUUUUAUCUGGAAAAUUCAAACUCUCUUUAUUUACUUUGAUUAACCAAAUAUAGUAUGUCUGUGCUAUGCUUUCAAAUUUUUUUUCUUCCUUGCAUUAAAAACAAAACCUAAUUAAGUCAAAGCUUUUAAUUUUUUUAAAAAUAAAUAUUAACCAGUUAACCUGCAUUUCAUACAUGUAAUGGGGUAUUUUCUUGACUAAACGCAUUACCCUCAGUAUGUAGUGUAUAUAUUAUAUAUUUUAUUCAU